Molecule: messenger RNA, 714 nt
Organism: Emiliania huxleyi CCMP1516
Lineage: Eukaryota; Haptophyta; Isochrysidales; Noelaerhabdaceae
Exons: 3
Coding region: 1-714 (237 amino acids)
Biological process (GO): nucleocytoplasmic transport; activation of GTPase activity
Cellular component (GO): nucleus; perinuclear region of cytoplasm; cytosol
Molecular function (GO): GTPase activator activity; small GTPase binding
Source: RefSeq, a predicted model, not a curated record
AUGCGCCGCACCAGUCCUCCAGGCAAGAAAUUGAGCACGCUGCCUCGAAUCGAGUCCUCGACCGUCGGCCUCGAUAGCAUCGAGGCUGCCGCCGAUGCGGAGCAUCGAGCGGCGGCUCGGCGCGAGAUGCCGGGCGGACCUGCGUGGAGGGAGGCAGCGGAGCGCGCGUCGGCGGGCGGGAGCUGCGAGUUGGCCCUCAUCGAACGCGGGCUCGACGACGCCGACGUCAUCGCACUCGUCGCUUCGCUGCAGCGGGAGGCGGCCGGCUCCGCUCUGACUGGCAGUCGGCCCAUCAACAACGUCACGUCGCUCGACCUGCGAGGGAACGCCAUCGGCGACGCCGGCGCGGCCGCCCUCUCCGGCCUGCUGCGCGGCGAGGGAUGCGCCAUCUGCACCCUCCGACUGUGGGGGAAUCGGAUCGGCGACGAGGGCGGUGCCGCGCUGGUGUCUGCUCUCGCCCGUCCAAACUCGAGCCUGACCAGCCUCGACCUCGGCAAGCAAGGCCAGCCGGUGGGAGAUGCGGUCGCCGCCGCACUCGCCUCCUCGCUGCCGCGCUGCGCGUGCCGCGCCCUCCGCUUCCUCGACGUGCGCUACAACGCGAUCGGCGCGACCGGCGCCACGGCGCUCGCCGUCGCCCUCGGCCGGGCAGACAGCGCGCUGCGUGUCUGGGUCACGUCGAACGCGUACAAUGACCAGGACGCCGCCGACCUCUGA